Molecule: messenger RNA, 721 nt
Organism: Aspergillus costaricaensis CBS 115574
Lineage: Eukaryota; Fungi; Ascomycota; Eurotiomycetes; Eurotiales; Aspergillaceae
Product: 40S ribosomal protein uS9
Exons: 4
Coding region: 130-561 (143 amino acids)
Biological process (GO): maturation of SSU-rRNA from tricistronic rRNA transcript (SSU-rRNA, 5.8S rRNA, LSU-rRNA); translation
Cellular component (GO): cytosolic small ribosomal subunit; ribosome
Molecular function (GO): RNA binding; structural constituent of ribosome
Source: RefSeq, a predicted model, not a curated record
CGCACCGCCUGACUGUGCGAAGCGAAAAUUAAUACAGCGCGACUCCGUUAAUCGACGACAAAUACUCCACGACCCCGACACCGUCUACCUUACUUCCCACCACCCAGCACACUUCGCCGCCUCCCCAUCAUGGCUUCCGUCCCGAGUGUGCAAUGCUUCGGCAAGAAGAAGACGGCCACCGCUGUCGCCCACUGCAAGCAAGGCAAGGGCAUGAUCCGGGUCAACGGCCAGCCCCUCUCUCUGGUCCAGCCUGAGAUCCUCCGCUUCAAGGUCUACGAGCCCCUCCUGAUCGUUGGAGCCGACAAGUUCGCCGGUGUCGACAUCCGUGUCCGUGUCUCCGGUGGUGGUCACACCUCCCAGGUUUACGCCAUCCGUCAGGCCAUCGCCAAGUCCAUCGUCGCCUACUACCAGAAGUACGUCGAUGAGCACUCCAAGAACCAGCUGAAGCAGGCUCUUGUCCAGUACGACCGCACACUCCUCGUCGCCGACAACCGUCGUACGGAGCCCAAGAAGUUCGGUGGUCGUGGUGCCCGCGCUCGCUACCAGAAGUCCUACCGUUAAACGGCUUCAUUAUUACAUCAACAAUAUACACACAUACAAGCUUGCUCCGCCUCUGCCUGUUUUUCUGUUCUCAUUCCUUUUUGUUUCUCAUUCCGUUCCGUUUUCGAAAGAAAGGAAUUUAAACCAUGGAUUUGGGGGACAAAAACCUUACUUUCCCGGC